UCACGCAUGCAUUGUCCGUUAUGGGGCUCAGAUUCUGUGACCUUCUGUGUCCUUGCUGUGGUCAAGAAUGGAGAUCGAUGACAAAAAAUACGUUUUAAAAGAGGUACGACCACCCUCUAAAACACCCUAUUACAUCGCUAUUGCUGCGGCUGUAGUUCUCUGUUUAGUAGGAAUCAUUCUUGUUGGAAUUGGAGGGACGAAUCUGUCAAAAGACAAGAAGGUUUGCAGCAAACGGUCAUUGAAAGAGGCAAUCAAGCAAUCGAAGACAUGCGAUUAUUCGAAUGAAGCUAACCGCGUUGGGCUGGAUGACUUCCUUAAGAAAGUAAAAUCGACUUACUUCAAUAUGCGUCCUAACAAUGUAGUUUAUGAUCCUGAUUCGACCCCUGUGUCUGUUCGACAAACCUUCAGUCCAUACAAUGCUCAUCCCGACGCCAUCCGUGACAGGACGGACGCAGCUAGAAGGCUGUUCAAGGAAGCGGUAAAUCUCGAGGAGAACGUUGACAGCAACAAGCUAAAACCGCGCGAGAUCAAAGCGAUAGCCCAAGUAAAGCACUUUCUACAGAGCAACUUCGGCGCGCCCUACGACGAGAAUUACUAUGCCGGUGACUGGAUGCUUGGACCCAAUAAAUUCUGUUGGCAGCCCAUUUGUGAUGUGGGAAACGACUUGAAGGCUCAUUUUACCUACGAGAGCUCGGGAAUACGGCCCAAAACUUUGGACGAUUUAAACUUUGUCAUUGACCACCUAAAACAGUUAAACGACUCGAUAAUGCAGUACAUCGAGAAUGUUAAAUAUGGUGUAAAGGCAGGGUUCGUUCGCUCUGUAGAAGACUGUCAAGAUGGAUUAUAUUCAAUUCAACGUGCUUACAUCAGAGUAUCGCAAGACGGACCAGAGGGUAUGUUUAUUUCGAUAAUACAUUUUCCCAGUAAUUUUUAAGCCCCAUAAAACCAAAUUUCCUCCCUUGACCUCACCGUUCAAGCCGUGUGGGCCCUCUCCCUCUAGUUCCCGAGAAUUGUGGUCGUUUCACCUGAAAGUCGAGUCCCCCGAGGUUGUUUCACCCAGACGUAAAGUCAACUCGCCCGAUGACAAACAACACUCUACGAUUAUGUAACACGCCUUAGCUAAAAUAGGUCUAGCGUUCUGAACGAUCUUAGCGAUCUUGACAAUCACAUUCGAGAUACUGAAAGACUGUACAUAAAAACUGCUCGAAUCGAUUUCGGACUAGGGAAAAGUCCCAGGCUGGGCCUGUUAGCGCUCAAAGACAUUCCUUUGUUGUGCUGUACGAGGUUAGCAAUUGGGAGACGCCCGGCCCUGGCACUGUAAACGAUCCUGAAAAUGAGAGCACUGUCUUAGGGUUAUUCUGUUUAUGUUUCGGGGUUUUAUUUUUCUUCUCCGAUUACUUUCUAAUUCGUUAUUGUUUAUAUUAUCAUUUGCUCGAGUAAGCGCCUUUGCGCCUUUUUAAUAUUUAUCUGAUCAUGAGAAAACUAUUUUUAUACAUGGUUUACAAAAAGCAGUACCUCGUCAUUUAAUCGCCAUACUCAAUAUAAUCUGUAUGUUACAAGUCAAAUUAGAUUUCAGGUUAAAUUUUUUUUAAACCCAGGUUGAUGUUCAAUCUUCUUUGUCCUCUGGGUCAGCAGGUCCACACAGACCUUGUUGUGAGGGGUUCGUUACUCGUCCCUCGAACCCCUAAGAACCCCUGCGUGGGAGGCUACUAAUGUGCCCAACCUAACUGGUGAAUUAAGUACGGCAUCAAUUUGGUACGGCAGUUUUAAUUUGGUGUCGCAUUAUUCGACAUUGGAACGGCAUAUGGAGGCCCGUUCUGGUCAAAAUCGUUUUUCAUAAAAUUACGCCGUAAGUCAAUUUUUGCCAGUGCAUCACUUAUCAUGGACCGUUGAUCACCGUUGAUCGUUGAUAUUUUUUAUCACUACACAAUACUUUUUUCAGCGUGUUGCUUAUUAUUUCUAGCUGCAUGAAUUAUUUUUUAUUAAGUCAAAUUAUUUUUUUUUAUAUAGUUCUAUGAAACAAUUUUUCAUUCUUACCACGAAUUAUUUUUUCAGUGGUUUUUAUGAAUUAUUUUUACCACAAGUGUUGAGAAUUAUUUUUUUCAUUGUGCUGAUAAUUAUUUUUGGCGGUAUAUCGAUUUUAUAUUUUGGCCUACAAUACAUUGCGGGCUUGUGAUUGACGGGGACUAGCUGGAGUGCCUAUUCCUGAUUUUAAACAUUAUAUUUUUAACAUUCGGAGAUGAAUAUGAGUCUGUCCAACGGCAUAUACUUGAGAUAGCCAAUAAUGCUAUAACAUAAAUCAAUCGAAUUUCCCAGUUAGUGAGGUCUACUCUCACUAGCACUCCGCGAAAGUCGUCGACCUCGAGUCUAUCUGGCUUUGCUUCUAGUGCCCGCCCGUCUGGAUUAGAAUCGGGAGCUUCUUCCUGAAGUUCAGGGUAGGGGACACUCUCAUACUCAGCGUCCUCGUUCCGAAAGCCAGCUUGUGUAGUACGGGACACAAAGACUCGAGGUACAAGAUUGGGUAGGGGACUGUUCAUUUGGGCAGAAAUGACAUGUGCAAUAGCUCACUUCGGAAAAGAGUGAUAGCCUGGGACCCAAACUAGGCGCGCGCGCGUUUAUAAGAUUAUUUGGGGGGGGGGGGGGGGGGGGAAUGGGGGGGGGGGGGGGGGGGGGGGGGGGGCGAAUUUAAACAAACACGGCGAAAAGCGACGUGGAAUGUUUCAGCGGGGUCAAAACAGCUCAAAAUAGCAAAACGGAAGGUGGAAAUGAAAGAAAAAAAACAUAAAAAUGUGAAGCUGAAAGACGAAGAUGUACCUGGGGCGAUUUUACCUCGAGAAAAACCAGAAGAAUGCUAUUGGAGUUCCAUUUCAAAUCAGCUUUCCGAAGGAAACAUACAUAUUCUCGCAGGAUACGUCUUGCCUUUGGUAUUCUAUACAAUGCCAGACUAGGGGAAUUCCUGAAGUUAUUUGUGCGCAAAGGCACACAGCAACUUGCAUGUCUCGUCAUAAUUUAAGGUGGCUGCUCCACUUGUUCCCCCAAACAAUCCCAAAAAUGCGCGCGCGCUCAGUUUGGGUCCCAGGCUAUCAUUCUUUUCCGAAGUGAGCUAUAAGGGUUAGAAUCGUGUACGAGUCGUGAAGUCGCUUGGUAGUCUCCUCUAUUAAAUUUUUCGGCCAGAAAACCUCAUCACCUUCGUACAGACUACUGGCUUCUCUCAGAUUUUGUGAGAAAAGAUGAAAACCUCUUUCGUUCCUUUCCGUGACGAUGUUUCGCCUUGGCAUUCUCUUUGAAAGUACUCCCCCGUUUGCACAGUUUUCAAAAGUCAAACAUUCGAACCAGUCCCCUUCAACUGUAAGGCCUGCAAUGCAAUGCACUGUAGGCCAGAAAAAAAAAAUUCGCGAUACCCCGAAAAAUAAUUCUCGGCCCAAUGAAAGAAUAAUUUGUGGUAUGAAUGAGAAAAUUAUUCGUAUAAUUAUAACAAAAAUAAUUCAUGUUGCUAAAAAUAAUUAUUAACACGCUGAAAAAAGUAUUGUUUAGUGAUGACAAAAGUACACAACAGGUCCAUAAUAUUUGCUGCGCAGUGGGAUUAAAAUUGACUUGUGGUGCAAUUUUAUUGUAAUGAUUUUGACCAGAACGGGCCUCCGUAGCGGCAGGUGAUUCAUACGGCGCACAAUACAGCUCGUUUUCACGUAGUUGCCAUGCGAAAACACUAAAUUGAUGAAAAUGGUGGGUAAAGAAGUCCAAUCUUGCCCCUUUUGCUUUAAGAACACACAAAAAAACUUGUUUACGGUGCAAGGAAUACUUCUGUAUGUCUUGCUUUGUCUUUGAGAAUGAUGAAACUGUCAAGGGCUGGAAAGCAGGCAGUUGAGUCGCAUAUUAAGAGCCAUGUUUCCGAGAAGUUAUGGAACAGCACGAAAAGGUCGAAUGUAAUGAUUCAAAUGAAUCCUGCAAAUAUAGAUAUUUACAGAAGCAGAAGAACGGUCUUCUACAAAGAGGAAAUCAAUUGUGGCGCGAAAAUAUAAUAUCGGACCCAGGCCUUUCUCUUUCUUCGUACAUGGAAUAAAGGUUAGGAUCGACACACGGUACUCCGUCUGAAUCUGUUGCCUCGCCAAUAUCGCUCCAAUGUCGGACCUAAUUCAAUUAGGUUCAGCACAAGAGUGGAGCGGCGUCUGAACCUGGCCUAACAUAUACCUGGACCACUACAGCCACUUCUACACAAAUGCGUAACCACAAAACAACAACAAAAAAAGACACUUAAGCAAACAACACAGUAAACAAGGUAAGACAGGGGAAGUUGAGAGAAAUUACAAAAUGUUUGCUAACCCGAUUUUCAUAAAUCCAUGAAGAUAUGUUUGUAAGGCAAUUUUAUACGGGCGGUGGAAUGAAAAAAGAAGUUGCUUUUUAAGAGUUCGUAUGAACUCGUUUAAACGUUUCCGUGCGUUCCAGAUCGAAUUGGAAUUUGGGAGUGUUGGUUUUUGACGAGAGGGGAAAACCGGAGUACCCGGAGAAAAACCUCUCGGAGCAAGGGAGAGAACCAACAACAAACUCAACCCUCAAUUUCCCGACCGAUUGUUGGUUUUGGAUUCGUCGGAUUUGUGAAUUCGUGUAGAAAUCGAUUAUACGGUUUCUGGCUGCGCGGAUACGUGUGCGGGGACUUAAAUAGUAAACAGUUAAAUAGUCGCCACGUUUCAAGUUGUCGUUUCGUUCGCUGACUUUUCAUUCCUUUUCUCAUGAAACAACCCUGAAAGAAAACAAGAAACAGUCAACUUACGAAGACGCCUUCAGCAGUGCCCAUUUUUUGACACCGCGGCGUUUAUUGGGCACUUGACUCAAAUCUGAAAUCAAAGCCAGUUUUACAGUAGGGUGUUUUCAGUGAAGCAUUGGAACUUGCUUGCUUCCUCGCAGUUGAUUGGCUGACAGCUUUGUCGUCAGUUGCGUUACUGUUUGCUUGGCGGGAUUUUGAACAGUAUCUACAACCACUGUCCGUUAACGCGCUUUCGAUAUCGCUUCAUAACGUCAUAGCGAUGUAAUUUAGCAAAGUUAAGGCCAUCCUUUUCUUUUUCACCGUUUAGCGUCUUCCGACCGACCCAAAUUUUUGGUAUUUUCAAAAGAAAAACGAAGAAGCGACUUAGUUAAACCAUUUUUCAUUUGAAAUAAUUCUUUUAAUCUGAAAAAUGAGCAAAGUAACAGCAUAGAGAAAAACAGGAAAAAAAAAAACAGGAACAUUUUUCACGGUGUAUUGUGUAUUUGGUUAAUCCAGAUGUGUGAAUGUUAACUUUUAACGUCGUCCUUGGGUACCAAAGCCUCCUAUAUAUUCCGAGACUUCUAAUAAUUUUUUUUAGGUUGUUUUUCCAAUCCGACCGACUGACCCAACAUCAAGAACCGCAUUCGUCGAGAAACGAAAAAAAAAAGGGGGGAUAGCCUAAACAACAAAAAACUGCCCUUACAAGUUUAAAUCGAGUGACUGUGUGACCAUUGGUUUUUCUCUUCCGUCUCUUUUUAUAGGCGUUUUGAAUGAAACAUAUACAAAGAAUAUGCGAGAUUCAAAAUGGUUAGACGACCUCAAGAAAAGUGCAUCUGAGGAGUGGGAGAAGAAAUACGGAAAGACCGUUCGGGCAUCCAUAAAUGAGUCGCUAGUUCAAUUCGUAGGAAAACCGCUGGACAGUUUACUGAAAUACUUAGAGUUGGAGCACUCGCAGUACUGUGUCCCAAGUAACAUAUCUAGUGGUUUGGCCACGCUACCUUUAUCAUACAUUUACAAGAAUGGAACUAACACUGGAAUCAAAACAACGAAAACACUACCGACGGGAGAAGCUCUGAGCGGCAAGGAAGCCUAUAAAAUGAUCCUUCCUUACUUCACAACCAAUCAAAUGACGCCCGAUGACGUGUACAAGUUAGGCGAGACAAUGUUGGAUCAGCUUUACCCAAGAGCUGUGGAAAUCGCAAAGGAGAUCACGGGCAACAACGAUACAGAUGAAGCCGUUGAGGAAUUUAAAAAGCGUUUGGAAGAACAGAGCAUGUUUUUUAACGAUGAAAAAAUUCCGGAAAACGAGAGCAACAAAGAUGCCUUCUCAAAGUGCACCAGUAUGGAGGCGGCGAGGAUUUACUGCCCCAAGCGAUACCAAGCUAUGUUGACCUGGUUCGAUUAUGUAAACAGUAAGUAAUAAAACUACUACUUUGUCAUUCAUUUUGCCUAUUAUUAGAAACCUUUAGAUUGGAGGACGAGAACGACUACGUUUACGACAUUUGACUAAAAGUUUUUUCGGGUAUUCUUAGAAAUUAGACACUUCGGAAAGCUUCAUCGGGCUUUUGAUUCACCGAAAGGUCGGCACUGUUACUUUUAUUGAAGGAGGUCAAACCUUCUCCCGAUCGCAAAAUAAUAACACUUUAAAAAAUUGAUAACUUGUUUCCGGCAGUACGAACGGCAUUCUCGCUAAGACUCUUAGUAGAAUGACGACGGCAAUCACAAGUUUUCCCGCCAAAAUGACGAUUAUUCACGCGCGAGCACUUAAUAGUACAUAACAUGUAGUAUUGAGAAAAUCUCGUUUUCGUUGUAGUUCUUGUCUUACAAUGUAAAGAUCUCUACUAUAAUGAAUGGAUUCAAUUUUUAUCUUUGCUGAUGGCGUGAUAGAAAAAGGCAUUAUAGAAGAGUAGCGCUUUGCAGCGCACGGUCAAUUCAUCCAGCGCUUGAUGCAACUUAAACAAUAGAGGAGUUCAUGCUCAUAGUUCUGUCAUGGGUAAUCAGGGCAAGAUGGCGGGAAAUUAGAAGAUUUGUAUUAGACUUCAAAGCCAGCUAUUUCUUCCUGAAUUAAUAUCUUUGAUGCUUUCUCUUUGAAAAGAGUAACUUACGAGUUCAAAGAAACAAUACACUGAAUCUGGAGUGCAAAGAAGUCCUUGAUCAGUUUUUAGCACACCUUGGUUUUCCCACUCAUUUUCUGUAAUUCAGCAGUAUCAAAAUUACAGAAAAUGUAUGGAAAAGUUGAAGUUUUCUAAAAACUGAUCACUUUGAACUCGUAAGUUACUCUUUUCAAAGAGAAAGCAUCAAAUAUAUGAAUUCAGGAAGAAUUAACUGGCUUUGAUUCUAAUACAAAUCUUCUAAUAAUUAUUUCCCGCUAUCUUGCCCUGAUUACCCAUGAUGCAACUAUGAGCGUGAACUCCUCUAUACCAGAGAUGAAAAGAACACAAGAAGGUUAAUGAGAAUGCCAAUUAAGACUAAGUUUUUAUGGCUUUUGGAAUGUCUGCAAAACUGUAGGGGUUUUUAUAAAAAAAUAGCUAGACCUCCUGUGACUUUUUCCAUUGAUAUAUAUCUAGCCGAGUUUUUGAAAACCAACCUAACGAAAUUUGCAGUCAUUGGGAGUGAAAAGGCAUCAAAAGGCAGAUUUUUGGGACUCGUUCAGCUCCAAAUCACACUAGGAUAGGAGAAAAAGAAAGAGUGAGGAGGAAGAAAGGAGGAGAAGAGAAAAAGCAAUGGUUGCACUCUUAGUUUUUAUAAUGGCUACUUUGGAGAUGCCUGUACUGUAUGCUACUCUAUACAAGCCCACUUUUGCAGUCUUCUACAUUCACGCCUUCAAAUAUAAAAAUCAAAGUCAUUCUUUUUGUCAAGAAUCUGAAAUUAAAGUGUGCAAAUAUGCAAUAUUGAGAUCUGUGCAUUUUUGUUUGUAAGAUAUUUUUGUAGUUAUUUAGAAAAAAAAUGUUUCAGCUAAUUUAUAGACCUUUGUGUGAAGUAGACUGUUCAUAGUCUCUAGUUCAGGGGACCAUCUUGGUUUCAUAUAUAAAAAAAAAAUGUAGUCGGGGUUUAUAGCGUCAGGGGAGAGGGGGCUAGGUGUGAAGAGGCCAGGUCAGGGUCCCUUAGAGGCACACAAAUAUGGUGGCCGAAUAUAAACAGACACAUUUGCCAUUGAUUUUGGCUAUCAUCAUCAUCAUCAUCAAUCUUUAAUUAUACACUAAAUCGUAUUAUUUUUACAUAGUCUUCCUAGGAAUCGUGUGUAAAAUUAGUCUAAAAUACUCUAAGGAACUACUUAAAUGUAAAGUUAAAAAUACAAAAACUUAUAUUAUAAUAAGAGUUAUAAUGAGUCAUGGUGUAUUAAGAUAAUCUUUCCCAUGAAGUGAAGGUUUUAAAACAUUUUUUAAAACUAGGCAGGCUGUUUCUUAUCUCGGAGGGAAUCUUGUUCCACAGAACAGAUCCUCUAUUGUGUAGGCUCCCUUUUGCAGACUCAGGUCUGGGUCUUGGGACAAUAAUUUAACUCAGAAUUUUUAAGAUAUAUAGAGGCUAUUAGCCAUCAGUAGAGAAUUCAUAGACAUAGAAAUCAGUUCUCAAUAUUCCAGUUCAAGGGCUGCCAGUUAUGUGGCAAAUGCUCAGAGGGUAAGCUAAUGUCUUCUACCAAUAUGACAGCUUUUUUGCUGGCCAUUAUCAUGCUGUGUGACGAAAGAGCUGCAAAAAAUUCAAACGUGGUGUAUCACAAAAAGCUACCACAAUAUUGCACACAUGCCAUGGUCAUGAUUUGUCAUCUGAUCUGUUUUAUUUUGUUCCUUAUUUAGCUAUCUUGAGCGCCCUUGCUCCGAAGACCAAUCAUAUGUUCCACCAUACCGGAAAGAGGCGGAGCACCCCAAACUGCCCAGUCCUGUUAGUUGCAAACUUUAACCCAGGGACUGGUUCCCAAAGUUACUCAUCCAGCGGUAAAAAAUGCCCCAGGGCUUCGCAUUAUAGGUUACCGUUCUUCUUGAAGGACAUGGGUCCAAGGUACAACGCUAUUUCGGUUGCCGCUCAUGAGGCCAGGCCUGGACACCAUACACAGGUAGAUUUCUUGAUACUGUCAAUAGCUUCUUUAAUUUCUGUUGCUGGAGACUAUCUUAGUCCUCAUGCUGUGUUUUUGAGCAGAGUAUUUUUGUUUCUCAGAUAGGUGCUCGCUGAAACAAAGUGUAGUAGCUUUAUGAGCUAGCGAGCAUAGGGAAAUUUUUCGCGUAAUUUUGCAACAAUUGUUGCAGGGUGUUUCCUGGCUUACUGUAGAACGCUGCGCGCAGUGUUGUAGGUAACUUUUCACUUUGUGGUCCUGCGUAUUAAAUAGGUCUUUUUCCAGAAUGCUGUAUAUGUAGCUCAUGGGUUUUAUGCCCGAACAAGCGAGCUCUAAAGUUAAUCUCGUUUCUUGACGCCAAGAGAAGUUAACACGCCGUUGCUAACGUCCUGAUUACGCCUACUACUAUGGCAAUGCAUGAAUCCAUUGCAAAGUUGUUUGUACAAGAACAUAAGACACAAUUUUCAAUCUUCCUCAAGUCACAUUUUAAAGAAACAACGACAACAACGAAUGCGGAGUCUUUUAGCCACUCUGAUUGAAAGAUGUUGCUGGCAACGUUAGCCUAAUGUUGCACCGUGUGUUGUUCAAGGCUUACAAAAUAAAAAAGGAAAGCAAAUGAAUGAAAAAUAACAGGUGAAAAAAUUUUGUUGAUGAAAUGAGAAUGCUUAGAGACAGGUACCUUCUAUACCGGCACACAAUUUAAACUAGUCGAGGCGGUAGAAGUUGUUGGCUUAAACAAAAUAUGAUAAAUGUAUAUGUAAAAGAACGAUGGCAAUAUUAAUUAAUACAUUAACUACCUGUAGUAACAUCAUUUGCUACUUGUCAGAAAUUAGCAGAGGGGGAGGGAGGGUGAAACAGAGGGAGGAUCACAACUUUUUGAGACUCAGAAAAGGGAGGGGUCAUAAAAAGUGGACCGUUAAAAGGGGAAGGGUCAUGCAAAUAUAAGCACAUGAUCAUGUAGAGGUUCACCCACAGAAGAAAAAGGAAGUUCCUUAUUUGGUUAAAAAAAAAACAGAGAGAAAUAGGAGAGUCAAGUGAUCGGCUGUCAGAAUCAGGGUCGGAUUCUUUAUGCUGUCAUCUAAAAUGUAUGUAUAUAGCUAUAGCAUUACAAAGAACAGAUUAGAAAUUUAUUUUGAGUUUUCAUAAUACUGACUCACCCUAGCGUAUUUCAAGAACUAGUUUUUAUCAUUUAUACAGUGGGGGGAGGGUCAUGAUAUUUUAGGCCAAGCUCAAGGGGAGGGUUAGCAAAUUUCACUCCCAUUGCAGGGAUGGGUCGCCUCAUUUCCGAACCCAAAUUUCAAAUUCCCACCCCCCCGCCCCCCCGAUUCCCUCCUGCUAAUUUCUGACAAGUCCCUUAAUGCGUAAAUCGGUUUUUGUGCAUACGUGAUAGGUUCAAGGUUUUCGUGAACUAUUUGGCGACGACUGCAAGGGCGUAAUAAGUUGGCUUAAUGGCGCCUCAUACUAUACUGCGUUUACAGAAGGCUGGGCGUUAUACGCCGAGAAUCCGCUGAUUGCUGACGAGACGGACACUUACGAUAACGACCCUCUUCAGUUGUACGGCAUGCUCAAGUGGCAAAUAUGGCGGGCACUGCGUCUUAUGAUGGACACUGGCCUCCAUUUCAGAGGUUUGUUGGUAUAUAUACGGUCGCUAUUAAACUUCUGCUGAUUAAAUACGUGGCGAGGUUACGCAAUUUGUUUUAAAAGGUGUUUUAAAGUUUCUCUCAACAGACUCGCUAUUCAGUGAAGCCUAUUCAUCUGACUUAGAACAGUGUCCUGUUUUCAGAGGCCUCUUCUUUUCCCUGGUAUUCGGCGGGCGGGAGGAAAAGAGAUCGCCCGCCGAAUACCAGGGAAAAGAGGCCUCUUCCAGCAGGGAAAUAAAUUAAGGUAGGGGGUGCCACAUCCCUAAUCAAGACGUUUUUCCUUUUAAAUGAGCUUUACGUCUGAUUGUUGUUACCAUUUUUUGCAAACUUAAGUGAGAGUAUCAGAAUUCUUUCCUAUGAUCAAUUUUUUUUGUAUGAAAAUGAAAUCCAUUAUGGCGGCCAUUUGGGUGACGUCACAGGUUCCUAAUGUUACAGGCAGACGUGGAUUUUUGGCAAAACCUUUUUAAAAGAUUGUAACACAAUAAGAAGCUAUGGCGAGGUGCAACUUGCUCCUAAGAGUUUUAAUUUUGCAAGCCAAGUACAACUUGUCUGAUGUGUAGCCCAGACUGAAUCAGCGAGAAAAUUUUUUAUAGUCAUUUUCUAGCAGGUUUUUUAAAUGCAUAUACAGUCGAAAACUCCCGUCAGCGACCACCGAAACUGUGAAGAUUUAGUGGUCGCCUUCAGAAAGAGGUCGCUUCCGAGAAUCAAAACACCGUACUCUCUUUCGAGAAGAUGCCCUGGUACAUCUUUUUGGCAAACAAUUUAUUACAUGCGAUUUCGAAGUAACGAUAUGAGUAGUUCCAUGAUGGCACCGAAACUAAUUCGCAUACCCUUAGUAGCGUAGUACAAACUGCGAACGUAGGGACCAGAUCAAGACUCAAGUGGUCGCCUAGAGGUGAUCGCUUAAGAGAGGUUCCAACUACAGAGCUUUCAGAGGUGGUCGCGCAUGAACUCGCAUGAAACCACUGCAUGUAUACGGACUUCCGAAACAUCUCACCUGAUUCUUUUGCAGGAAUGAAACGAUGGCAAGCACUGAAGCUGUUUGCUGAUAAGGCCUGGGACAAAACAGACAAAGCCGUUAAAGACGUCACACGGUAUCAGAGUGUCCCGGGCCAGGCCACGGCAUACAUGAUUGGUCAACUGAAAAUCUGGUCAAUAAGGAACGAGACGAGAAAGGCUGUCGAAGAAGCGGGAAAAACGUUUAACGAGCAAGAUUUCCACUACCAAGUUUUAUCUCAGGGUUCUUCACCACUCAGUUAUCUCGAGAGUCACAUGAAGAAGUUUGCUGCUUGUGUUAUAGAUCCGGAUGCUGACGGUUGUGAGUAUGUCAUUGGUCCUCCUAUGAAGCAGACCUCUGACGUCAUGGUUAGCGUUGAUAACAAACCUGUGAAGCCAUAUCAACCCCGCCCUUAUGAUGAACACUAUGACUAGGUGGAUUGGUAUGUACGUUGUUGUAGGAUACACAUGAUUUAAUAUAAAAUAGAUUUAUCAUUAAUAAAUAAUUAUUUGAUCAAUACCAAUAUCAAUAAACACCAUAGAACAGACGAGAAUCGAACAAACGAGGCAAUUCUAGGCGAUAAUUAGAUAUAUAUUGACUCCAGACUUGAACACAUUUUUCAAAACAAAUUCUGUACGUUUCAGAGACUGGUUGGCUUAAGUUUGUCUUUCUUCUUGUAAGAUUUUAUAUCGGUUGUUAACUCUAAAGAAUACAUAAGUGCAGAGCAGAAAGCAUCUCAAAUUUUUGCAUUAAUAGAUAUCGCGAUUUUUGAAUGCUUUUUCUGCGAUGAAAUGACGUUUUCGUUUAUAGGAAACCUCGAUGAUUACGUUGAUUCUAGCUGUGGUAAAUCAAAUGAGCUGUAGAUCUACUCCAUGUUUCUAAUAAAUUAAACGUCUGCGAUAUCAGCAUUUGAUUUGAUUGUUUCAGUCGAACUACCCUUGAAAACUACUCGCUGUCCAGCCUUGUAUAUGGUAUGAGUGGCACGUUUUGUUUCUGUUAUUAUUAUUU
Molecule: messenger RNA, 12434 nt
Organism: Porites evermanni
Lineage: Eukaryota; Metazoa; Cnidaria; Anthozoa; Scleractinia; Poritidae
Source: the annotation of a GenBank genome assembly